This is a messenger RNA of Sparassis crispa, 468 nucleotides long. RefSeq lists its product as hypothetical. NCBI's taxonomy places the organism in Eukaryota, Fungi, Basidiomycota, Agaricomycetes, Polyporales, Sparassidaceae. Bases 1 to 468 code for a protein of 155 amino acids. The record is from RefSeq and is a predicted model, not a curated record. The transcript has a single exon.
AUGGCCAUCAUCAGCUGUUGGCUCGAUGAGGAUGACUUAGAGACUCACAAAUGGCUCGUGUUCUGCGGGUGCCCAUGCUGGUUCAUCACUUCACUCAAACCUCUGUCCACCGGAGCAUCGCUCAUGUGCCAGCAAGCCCAGAACCCUUUGUUGUCACUGGACUUACCCACGAAUGACCCACUGUAUGUUAAGCCCCUGUCAAAACGCGCGUGGAAGGAGCUGCAGCUCCUCCUGGAUGACGACAAAGAGUACGGAGAUCUUUUCGAUGCUUACACUAUACCACAACUGGAACUCGCACUGCCACACGUGGAACCCUCAUCUCCCGUCGCAAGGAUGACAACCCUCACGCUACACAGAGGGAGGUCUCAAGAUCACCUCGCUCCUGCCCCAUGGCCCGCAUCUCAGCCACGCACUCCCAUCAGGUGCUCCCCUGUCCAUCGGCCAGUAUGUGCUAGGUCCCCACAGUGA